AUGCCAUCCGGACUGGAUAUCACAUCCUCCUCGAGCUAUCCAGCUGACUCUGGAAGCCUGUUUCGGCCCGAGAGCGAUUCCUCUGCGGAGGCGUCAUGGACCUCGCAUUUUGACACACCCUCAACAAUGGCUACCGCAGGGACGGGCAAGGCGCCCGCUGCACACGCCACUCUUGUGAAUGAUGAUAUCUCGGCUGGACAGCGCAUGGUAUCGGCAACCGCAGGCAAUAUCUUGACUGGAUUGCUCGUCACACCACUAGAUGUCGUCCGCGUCCGACUACAAUCGCAAACGAUGAAGAAUGUCAAGCCAUCUCAGUACACUUCGUAUACCGCACAAACGCUGAAGAAUCUUCCGCCCAAUAUUGGAAUUACAGCCUGUUGCCGAGAGGUCUUCUGGGUUGGAGACAAUGCGCAAAUGUGUAUGAUAGGCCCUCAGGCCGGUGCUAUUGGUGCUCAGGCACAUCCAGCCAUCGAUUGUGCCGUGGAAGAAACACAAAGACGGACGUUCACCUCAACCUUCGACGGAUUGCGAAAGAUCGCGCGCAACGAAGGCAUGUUCGCUCUGUGGCGAGGUCUUAGUCCGACUUUGAUGAUGGGAAUUCCGGCGAAUAUUAUCUAUUUCGCCGGGUACGAUUGGCUACGGACCGAUGACAAAAGUCCCAUAAAGAAGAAUGUUUCCGAUGUGUAUGCGCCGUUUGUCGCUGGCGCGAUUGCUCGAACUGCCGCUGCGUCGGCAACGAGCCCGGUCGAGAUGUUCCGAACUCGUCUCCAAGCGACCCCCGGUACUGGCGCUGGACAUUUCAAGGUCACCUUGCAAGGUCUCUACCAAAUGACCCAAGUCAAGGGUUACACGUCUCUUUGGCGCGGACUGACGCUUACCAUGUGGCGCGACGUGCCCUUCUCCGGUCUUUACUGGUGGGGAUACGAGAAGGUGAAGCAAGGCCUGGAGAGAUCCCGCCAAGCUUCACUGCACCAUCCACACUCUGAGACCGAGCAAGUGUCCACGGCGACCGCAUUCCUCGAAAGUUUCAUUGCUGGUGCCACCUCUGGAUCAGUAGCGGCGCUAGUAACCACUCCCUUUGACGUCGGUAAGACUCGCCAGCAGGUUCUCCGGCACAUGGAUGACCAUGCGCCCAACAAACCCACUGGCGCGCGACCGUCCCUUCACCCGCAGACAAUCGUUCCCGAACAACUUUCUCUCCCGAAAUUCCUGAUGCAUAUCUUCCGCGAAGAAGGCCUGGCCGGGCUCUUCAGCGGAUGGGGCGCACGCUGCAUGAAGGUUGCACCGGCCUGUGCAAUCAUGAUUUCCACAUACGAGGUCGGAAAGCGCAUGGCCCGCGAAGUCAAUGAGCGACGACACUCGGAAAGCUCCUAA
Penicillium argentinense is the source of this 1374-nucleotide messenger RNA. RefSeq names its product putative mitochondrial carrier protein. Bases 1 to 1374 code for a protein of 457 amino acids. The transcript has 2 exons. The record is from RefSeq and is a predicted model, not a curated record. NCBI's taxonomy places the organism in Eukaryota, Fungi, Ascomycota, Eurotiomycetes, Eurotiales, Aspergillaceae. Gene Ontology annotation, biological process: mitochondrial transmembrane transport.